Messenger RNA from Phragmites australis (common reed), 874 nucleotides. Its product is annotated as LOB domain-containing protein 12-like. NCBI's taxonomy places the organism in Eukaryota, Viridiplantae, Streptophyta, Magnoliopsida, Poales, Poaceae. Bases 159 to 770 code for a protein of 203 amino acids. The record is from RefSeq and is a predicted model, not a curated record. The transcript is spliced from 2 exons.
ACCGGCUGCUAGCAGAGCUUGAAUUGUAUAUCUCUCUCUCCCGUCUCCAGACCUCUCGCCUUGUUCUUCUGGCUCGAUCUGGCUCCAUAAAAGAGGAGGCUCUGCACCCGGCAGUCUCCUCCUUCCCUUUGCAACCUCGAACAAUCUCUUGAUUGCUUAUGGCCGGAAGCGGGAGCUCGCCGUGCGCGUCGUGCAAGCUGCUGCGGCGGCGGUGCACGCAGGAGUGCGUGUUCGCGCCCUACUUCCCUGCUGAGGACCCCCAUAAGUUCGGCAUCGUCCACAAGGUCUUCGGCGCCAGCAAUGUCAGCAAGAUGCUGCAGCAUCCCUUCCUUGUUUCAUUCAUACAGGAGCUGCCUGCCCGGCAGAGAGCGGACGCGGUGAGCAGCCUGGUGUACGAGGCCAACGCGCGCAUGAGGGACCCCGUCUAUGGCUGCGUCGGCGCCAUCUCCUACCUCCAGCAGCAGGUCUCCCAGCUCCAGAUGCAGCUCGCCCUCGCGCAGGCCGAUAUCCUCUGCGUCCAGAUGCACCACGACGGCCAUGCACAGUCACCUGCCGCCGCGCCAGCAUCGGCAAAACAACAACUUGAGCAGCAGCAGCAGAUGGAUGCCGAGGCUUAUGGUAGCCUGCUCAUGCAAAAUGGCCUGAUGAACAGCACUGCCGCUCAUCAUCAUCAUCAGCAGCAGCAGCAGUCGUUGGGUUCCGGGGCGAGCACCGCAACUGCAAUGAUGCUGCAGGAGGCGUGCCUCAAGAAAGAGUACAUAUGGGCAUGAAAUAUGUACUUCCAUUUGUCGAUAAGAAUUGUACGUCUCUAUUUCUGUCCGCUUCUGUAAUAAUUUUCCGAAAAGAUGAGAAAUUAAGAAAAGAGCUAAUUAUA